AUGGUCGAUUACAUUGGUGGUUUCAAACUACGCGAUCUCAAGAAAAGAGGAGUCUUCGUCGACCUGCCGAGGCACUGGCAUGUUCUGAACAUAGGGCAUCUACUCGCAGAGAACGUUCCUGUCUAUUACUUCUGGCAGGAAGAUAACGACGACUACCCCUGCUUCGCGCGGCUGUCUCCAACUAUACUGCAAGCCUACCACGAUGCCUGCGACACUCUGGACAGGUCGGAGCUCUUGGAGGGUGACAUGAUGGGCUUCCAAGACGACAUUGAUGCCAUCAAGCAAUACGAUGAGUUUUUUCAACUACGAAGAACGCCCGAUCACACCUCUUCCCCUUCUUUCUCUGACAUCCCUCCCAACGCGACAGUAUACAUUUGCGAUUUCGAGGGGUGGUCAGUGAGACUUGUGAUCGACGAUUCCCUGAUCGAGGAUUACGCGGGGAGGUAUCAUUUCUGCAUCGAGACGGAUGAGUCAGACAGCUACGUCACCAUCUGGCGCUGGAAACCACGGCGGCUAGAUACGGGAGGAGGUCAGCGCGCAGGCGGCUGGGGCCCAGGAUCUACUACAGAGGCAUGUUGGGGAGAUCGAGAAAUCCGCGAGCUUUUCAAAGCAGGCCACGCUCCCAUUGGCAAAGCGCGUUUUGACGAGUGCGGUAGAAUCACCCUAGUCAGUCGCCUGGGGGAUGUCUACGAAGACAACGACAUAAGCUCCGUAGAAGCAGACGCGCUUGAUGGGACUCAUCUUCUCCCUCGCCCACAUUGGGUCCCAGCUUCCCACCCACCGCUCUUGGUGCCAACUCCGGCUUCCCCACUUAAUGUCGCUUCGAAAUGGAUACAAUCCAUGGUCGCCCCUUCUAGUCAUUCAGGCUCCAGGGCUUCUUCAGCAGCCAGACUCUCACAUAGUUCCGGCGAGCGAGAUCUUCGUACACGUUCUGCAUCUCCCGACCGCGGGCGGACUGCGUCUAGGGACCAAUUACCCGAAGGACGAGCAGCCUACAUCAACGACCUGCGCAGUUUGGGCAGUCAGUACGCAACGCCAGUCAGCGCGUGGGUUAGCAAGAAACCCCUGGAGUGGAAUGUUGACUACCUCGACAUCAGAUUCCUGCUGGUACCCGAUAAGAAAGCUCAGGCUUGUCUCUGUUACUGGGCGGCUUGUUCUCGUGACGUUUCCACAAUGGCGGAAGUGCUUCUCAAAGCUAUCACUCACGGAAUUCCCUUUAGCAUCGGCGUCAAAGUUGAAGAUUUUGGCAGGUUCAAACCCGAGGAAGUCUCCGACACAGACCGUGUAGUAGGGAAACCCACUUGCAUGAUGGAACCGCCGUUUGCCUACACCGCCCCAGGGGCUCUGAAGGCCUACUACAUGAGCCGCAUCAACAAUAUUAUCCGACGGCCUCACGCGAGGAUCUUGGUGGGACUAGGUGGCCCAGAAGCUUGGCUUGGCCACAAAUGGGGCGGCCCAGAGCUAGUUGCUCAAUUUAUGGACGGACCAUCUCCGGACGUCUACUUACACAGGCGAGGCUAUAUCGACUCAGACGACGAAAACCCUAUGUUUCUUUACACUGAUGAAAUGAGUCCUCAGGAGAUUGAUGUCAUCUUCGGCUGCAUCCGCAGUGAUAUUGACAGAGACCGCUCCUUAUAUCCUUCGCGGGACAUCCUGGAUGACGAUUGUUUUUUCUGGACCGGAGAGUGGGACGAUCACAUGGAAAAUAUGUUCGCCGACCUUACAAAGGAAAUCCUGCAGGGUUCCGCAAAGUUCAGAACCCCAGGAAUGUGGAAUGAU
Molecule: messenger RNA, 1779 nt
Organism: Laccaria bicolor S238N-H82
Lineage: Eukaryota; Fungi; Basidiomycota; Agaricomycetes; Agaricales; Hydnangiaceae
Exons: 1
Source: RefSeq, a predicted model, not a curated record